AUGUCCACUUCGCCUGACGUGAACCAUUUCCUCUCGAUCCCAUGGUGUGCAUCACUCAUCGGGGACAUAGACAAACUGGACUACAUCUACCCCCAAGAUGAAAACCCCGACAUAGAUUUAUUUCACCGGCGACUUCUGAGAGUGGAAAAUGGCAUGAGCGCCUUCAUGAUAUUUGCCAAACGCGCCCCUCAACCCACAGACGGAUCCGAUCUCGGGAUAUUCGCUAUCCGGGAAAUGACCCUCCUGGUGGACGUCGGCGUCAAUGUGAGCGGGUGGGAGGGUGUCUGCCACGGCGGAUUCACCUCGUUUCUGUUCGACAUAGCCGGGGGCUGGCUUGGCCAGGCGAAUGUGAUGCAGGCCAUUGCGGACGGGAGGAUUCUGCCCAGCAGCGGAUCAAUGACCAAAAAGCUGGAGGUGGAGUACUUGGCACCGGUGCUCGUGCCCAGGGUCCUGAUGUUGAAGUCGAAGAUCAAUAGCAUCGAGGGGCGCGAUAUUGACAUAGGGAUAACUCUUGAGGAUGAACGGGGGAAGAUACUUAGCCGCGGAAGGUUGGCCUCGAUUAUCACUCAACCUAAAAAGGCCAGGAUUUGA
Molecule: messenger RNA, 591 nt
Organism: Clonostachys rhizophaga
Lineage: Eukaryota; Fungi; Ascomycota; Sordariomycetes; Hypocreales; Bionectriaceae
Source: the annotation of a GenBank genome assembly